UUAUCAGGUCAAUAAGUCUGUACCUAUAUAUAAGAUAAGCCAAAGAGUUUUUGCUGUUAACCCAUCUGACACACUUUCCACAGAGGAGAAACUAGAUACCUGCCAGUAUGAACAAGCUACUGGUUAUCACAGUUGUCAUUGCUCUCCUUGCUCUGGGAGCAGAGAGCUUCCGUGUGCCCAGGCAGGCUGAGGAGGAGAAGGGAACCAUUGCCACUGUGGUGAACACACUUAAGACCUACUAUGACCAGAGUGUUGACACUGCCAGCGGCUAUGUAGAGACCAUCAAGGGCUACAAACUGGAUGAGAAAGCCAAGAACCUGUAUGAAGACACAGUUCGAGCUGUCAGCACCUAUGCUGGCAUCUUCAACGACCAGCUAUACCACAUUUUGUACCCUCAAGACAGCUCCUAAAUCACAGUAUUACACCUCAACAAGACUCCAUUUCUUUCUGGUCCUGAGUCCGUCACCACAAGUAUCCCACAAGGCGGCAGGACAGUCUGGGGUGAAAACAUGACGGUUGAACUUGUCUUCCAAUGGCCUGUUACCUUUGCUCUGUCAAAAUACUGCAAAAGCACAUAGCGCUCUGACAAACAUCAGUGGAUAAAUAUGAUGUGAAGUUCUGGGGUAAAAUAUAUAAUGCUCAAAACAAUCUGUUUUUGGAUGAAGAUCAGAGACCCUUUGCUGCUGACUGUUACCUGGCACCCUCUAUCAUACGUCCAGGUUAAAACAGAAUCAUCGACUAUUCAUUGAAGUUUAUCUUUACAGAUUAAAGAAACCCUUUUAUUAUAUCAACUUUUUUUACAUUAACAAAUUGCAAUAAAACUCCACAUUUGUAGAAAA
Messenger RNA from Cyprinus carpio (common carp), 839 nucleotides. RefSeq names its product apolipoprotein C-II-like. NCBI's taxonomy places the organism in Eukaryota, Metazoa, Chordata, Actinopteri, Cypriniformes, Cyprinidae. Gene Ontology annotation, molecular function: enzyme activator activity. Gene Ontology annotation, cellular component: chylomicron. The record is from RefSeq and is a predicted model, not a curated record. Gene Ontology annotation, biological process: lipid transport; lipid metabolic process.